Molecule: messenger RNA, 2411 nt
Organism: Tripterygium wilfordii
Lineage: Eukaryota; Viridiplantae; Streptophyta; Magnoliopsida; Celastrales; Celastraceae
Product: dynamin-related protein 4C-like
Exons: 2
Coding region: 102-2156 (684 amino acids)
Cellular component (GO): microtubule; cytoplasm; membrane
Molecular function (GO): microtubule binding; GTP binding; GTPase activity
Source: RefSeq, a predicted model, not a curated record
AUAUAUAUAUAUAUAUAUAUGUAUUUGUAUGCUUCUUCCAUCUCAAAACUCGGACUGUGUAUAGGGGAGAGCAAGCAUAAAGACCACAAUUUCAGUGAAAGAUGAAGAGAAUCCCUCUUGAAAAAUUGGAAGCAAUGAGCAAACAAGUAACGGUUUACAGCUCUGACUGUGAAGGUGACUCGUUUUCAGUGGUGGUUAACCAACCACAACAAGAAGUGGCGUUUGAUGCACCCAUUGUUGCUUCCUGCAACAAUCGCAUCAGGCCUCUGCUUGACGCCGUUGAUAAGCUCAGGCACCUUAUGGUCAUGAAGGAAGGAAUACAAUUACCCACCAUUGUUGUAGUUGGCGACCAAUCUUCUGGAAAAUCUAGUGUUCUCGAGUCUCUGGCAGGAAUCAAUCUCCCUCGUGGACAAGGUAUGUGCACCAGGGUACCUCUUGUGAUGAGGCUCCAACAUCAACAGAUUCCAGAGCCAGAGCUUUACUUGGAGUUCAAUGGCAAAACAGUCCAAACUAAUGAGUCCGGGAUUUCUGAAGCGAUUAAUCUCGCAACCAAUGAGAUUGCUGGCAAUGGGAAGGGGGUAUCAAACACUCCUCUGACGUUGGUGGUAAAAAAGCUUGGUGUUCCAGACCUUACAAUGGUUGAUCUUCCUGGGAUUACUAGAGUGCCUGUUCAUGGCCAACCUGAGAACAUUUAUGAGCAGAUUGCGGGGAUGAUCAUGGAGUACAUUAAGCCUGAUGAGAGUAUCAUCCUCAAUGUUUUGUCUGCAACUGUUGAUUUCUCUAUAUGUGAAUCGAUUAGGAUGUCGCAACAAGUGGAUAAGAAAGGGGAGAGGACUCUUGCUGUUGUCACAAAGGUCGAUAUGGCACCUGAAGGGUUACUCGAGAAGGUGACUGCUGACGAUGUGAAUGUAGGGCUUGGCUAUGUUUGUGUCAGGAAUCGUAUUGGCGAUGAGACCUACGAGGAAGCAAGAAGGAAGGAAGCUGCAUUGUUCGAGUCUCAUCCCCUUCUAUGUUUGAUUGACAAAUCUAUUGUGGGGGUUCCUGUUUUGGCACAAAAGCUUGUGCAAAUACAAGCUGCGAUCAUAAUGAAAUGUUUACCAGAAAUUGUCAAGAAGAUCAAUGACAAGUUGAACUCUAGUCUCUCCGAGUUUAAUAAACUUCCCAAGACUUUCACCUCGAUUGCAGAGGCCAUGACUGCUUUCAUGGGAAUUAUCGCAGCAAGUAAGGAGUCCCUGAGGAAAAUCAUUUUGAGAGGAGAAUUCGAUGAGUACCCAGAUGACCAAAGAAUGCAUUGCACUGCUAGGUUGGGUGAAAUGAUCAACCAAUGCUCGCAGGAAAUGCAGAACCAUCGCUCAAGUGAUCUGAAGAAGAACUUUUUGAUGGAUGAGAUUAGUGUUCUGGAUGAAGCUAUUAAGGGAAUAAGACUUCCAAAUUUCCUGCCACACAGUGUAUUCAUUGCUCUGUUGUGCAAAAAAGUGGACUCAAUUUCUAGUAUGCCAAUUGAGUUUGUAGAGAAAGUCUGGACCUAUAUAGAAGGUGUGAUGAUUGAAGUUUUGACGAGUCAUUCGGAUAACUAUCACCAGCUUCAGAUAGCAACAAGAAGAGCUUGCCUCAAUCUUGUGGCAAAGAUGAAGCAACAGUCUUUGAAUUGGGUGAUGGAGAUAAUUCAGAUGGAAAAACUGACCGACUAUACUUGCAAUCCCGAAUAUUUGCUCGAAAGCAAGAAAUUGAUGGCUAAGCAAGAUAAGUUUAUGGAUGAUGUUUUUAAUGCUGUACUACCUUCCGCUGUUAUAUAUUUUGAAGGAUUUGGCGGAGUUGAAGUUGUUCGUUUACGUGAACAUAAGCAUGUUGUGCCUCAAGCAUAUGACCUGAAAGCAAGAAUGACAGCCUAUUGGAAGAUUGUUUUGAGGAGGUUGGUUGACAGCUUGGCUCUGCAUUUGCAGCUUAGUGUUCAUAAUCUUGUUGACAAAGAGCUGGAAAAGGAGAUUGUGAAUGAGUUGAUGAUGAACUCUCUUGGUGGUGGUGGAGUCGAGAAGUUGUUGGGGGAAUCGCCAUCGGUUGCUGGGAAGAGAGAAAAGCUUAGCCGGACCAUCAAGUUGCUUCAAGAGUCUAAGAAGGUUCUGGCUAGGAUCGUGGACGAAAUUGCUACUGCUUAAUGGUUUGUUUUAGUAUGGUAUUUUCUUGUUUAGGUAUUUGUCCAUCUUAUCUAGUGUGUCUGGUCUGUUGACAUGUAGAACUUCUACUAUGGUAUUUUGCUAUGUUGUCCCUUAGGACUGCUGUUGUUUACUUUCCUAAGUCUAUUUUAUAUAAAGCUGGGUGUUUAUGUGUCAUGGAAGUCUAUAUAUUAUUGCGCCUUUCACUUGAUUCUUGCAAUAUAUGUAAAUUUGCUUCUGUAUUGUCCUGUGAGCACA